This is a messenger RNA of Magnusiomyces paraingens, 243 nucleotides long. RefSeq lists its product as uncharacterized. The transcript has 2 exons. The coding region runs from base 1 to 243 and encodes 80 amino acids. The record is from RefSeq and is a predicted model, not a curated record. NCBI's taxonomy places the organism in Eukaryota, Fungi, Ascomycota, Dipodascomycetes, Dipodascales, Dipodascaceae.
AUGAAUGACCUAGAAAGAAAAAUUUUACGAGAGCUUGGAGAAAUCUUAGAUACUUGCGAACGGACGAACAAAAACCUUCAAGACACUCUUAAUUUAGUAAUAGAACAGCGUCUCAACGGUGGUCUGCGAUAUGCUCAUUUAAAUGGGAAGAAUGAUGAUUCGCUCAUGGCUGUCAUGGUACAGUCAAGAGAUGCUUUGCGCCGAGCAUUGGAUGUCUUGUCGCCUGGUGGUGAUGAGCCUUAG